AUGUUGUCUCCGCUGUUUGGUGGAUGCAGAGGAGGCUUGGCGCUAGCACUCCUUGGUAUAUCCGUGGCAGAACCAUUAAGAAGUACAAAGGGAGUGUGCACAGAUGCUACCUUCGCGCCUCUUACACUUCCCAAUGCCAACAUUGUCUCCCUUGACUCUGUCAUCGCCCACACCGCUUGGCCAGCGUCAAGCGAUUUGAUCAAUGCUUUUCCCAGCACAAAAAAUGGCACUGUAGAGGUUUGCCAAGUUACUAUCAAAUACAAGCACCGUGGGCAAAACGAUACGAUCAACACAUGGGUGUGGCUUCCCGUCACGUCUUGGAACGGCCGAUUCGUCGGAAUGGGAGGCAGUGGCUGGGUGACGGGUACGGCUAGCUCGCUCGCUCAGCCUGUCUUUGAUGGCUAUUCCGCGGCUUCAACAGAUGGAGGGCACUCAGCAUCGGCAAGUCUCCAAUCGUGGGCGUUGGAUAGCAAUGGAGAUCUGAAUUGGAAACUCCUCGAGGAUUUCAGCUCUGUCGCAGUGGACGAGGCUGCCUCACUUGGCAAAGCCGCCACACGCUUGUUCUAUGGAUCCCUGCCCAAGUACUCCUACUGGAACGGCUGUUCUACCGGAGGGCGACAGGGACAUAUGCUUGCACAGGAGUUUCCAACUCAAUAUGACGGAAUUCUGGCAGGAUCUCCUGCCAUCAACUGGGACGAGUUUAUACCCGCCCAAUAUUGGCCACCACUGAUGAUGCAGGAACUGAACUAUUAUCCACCGCCUUGUGAGCUGGAAGCCAUUACCGAUCUUGCGAUCAGCACUUGCGAUGAACUUGACGGGGUCAAGGAUGGUAUUGUUGCUCUGCCAGGUCUCUGUCAAUUCGAUCCCUCCACAGUGAUUGGAAAAGAAGUGAAUUGCGCAGACACAAACAGUAUCAUCAAACUUUCCGAAAAGAGUGCACAAUUCGCUGCCGCAGUGUGGUCCGGUGCCAACAACUCGGACGGAUCGUCACUCUGGUAUGGCCUGACGCACGAUGCGCCUCUCACUGGUCUCGGUGGAAUAGACUGUUCGUCAUCGGGCAAGUGCAAACCGACCCCCUUCUUCCUUGCGACCGAUUGGAUGACAACGAUUCUAUCCCGAGAUCCUUCGCGGGAUUUGUCGACUAUUGGCCUCCAAGAUUUCCGCCGACUAUUCCACACUUCAUUGAAGAAGUUUGGAUCCAUCAUUGGAACCCGAAAUCCCGACCUCACCAAAUUCAGGGACGCUGGUGGGAAAAUGAUCACCUGGCACGGCAUGAAGGACCAAUAUGCUUUCUAUAAUGGCACGAUAGAUUACUACGAUCGUGUUCGUGACUUUGAUGCCAGAGUUCACGACUACUAUCGCUUCUUUUCUGCCCCUGGUGUGGAGCAUUGUGGUGGAGGACCGGGAUGGUUCCCGGGCAAUGGGUUCGAUGCCUUGGUCGACUGGGUAGAAAAAGGCAAAGCGCCCGACACGCUGUUUGCGCAUACCAUACCCGCAGCGGCUGAGAGUGCAAGCACACCUAUUCGGAAGGCAAAUCUUUGUCCCUAUCCAAAGGUACUGACUUAUGUCAAGGGCAACAUUAACAAAUCAUCCUCUUUCAUUUGCAGAUGA
Messenger RNA from Penicillium soppii, 1611 nucleotides. RefSeq lists its product as uncharacterized. The record is from RefSeq and is a predicted model, not a curated record. The coding region runs from base 1 to 1611 and encodes 536 amino acids. The transcript has 2 exons. NCBI's taxonomy places the organism in Eukaryota, Fungi, Ascomycota, Eurotiomycetes, Eurotiales, Aspergillaceae.